Molecule: messenger RNA, 366 nt
Organism: Dujonia railenensis
Lineage: Eukaryota; Fungi; Ascomycota; Pichiomycetes; Serinales; Debaryomycetaceae
Source: the annotation of a GenBank genome assembly
AUGUUUCAUCGAGAAAGACCUCGGCAGAAGAAUUUCUUAAAUAGAAGCCUGUCUCGCAACGUAAUGUGCAGCAUGCAUCACCCGAACAUUGCGCCUCCCCUAAAUGGGAUUCCUAGGGUUAUGAUUAUCUCCCUUCCUUCACGUAAUACUGAUAGACUGCUAGAUUCUCGAUUAUCUCGAGGUUUACUGUUUCCACUUACAUAUGCAUCUUCAGAAGCUUAUAUUGUAUACAUUCUUUUUAAAAACAGUUCAAAUAAGCUAAUACGAGAUGUUGUAUCCGUCUUCCGUUUUUUCUUAUGUUGCUAUACCCCACAAAAAAAGUGUGCGCCAGUGAGAGUGAAAAAUACCACAAAACCAAAUGUGUGA